Tremella mesenterica DSM 1558 is the source of this 1493-nucleotide messenger RNA. RefSeq lists its product as uncharacterized. Bases 33 to 1493 code for a protein of 486 amino acids. The transcript has 6 exons. Gene Ontology annotation, cellular component: eukaryotic translation initiation factor 2B complex. Gene Ontology annotation, molecular function: guanyl-nucleotide exchange factor activity; translation initiation factor activity. The record is from RefSeq and is a predicted model, not a curated record. Gene Ontology annotation, biological process: translational initiation. Lineage: Eukaryota; Fungi; Basidiomycota; Tremellomycetes; Tremellales; Tremellaceae.
CGAAAACAUAAGCUACAUCGCUUACUUUCAUCAUGAAACCAAUAGAUCCUCAUGUCAAACUCACAGAAGCUCUCGUCACUUCCUUUCGUCGAAGACAGAUUGUAGGAUCGAGAAAUGUGGCUAUAGCUACCGCUGCGUUGAUUCAGAAUCUGGUCCGGAGUGCAAAGUACACUACCAUCGAUGAACUUUUGGCUUUGAUCAAGAUGGUAGGGAGGAAAUUGGUCGAAGCUAAUCCUUUGGAACUAGCUAUUGGAAACAUAAUCCGACGUAUUCUUCGUCUUAUAAGAGAAGAAUACCGAGCUGCCGCAACCGCACAUCUUUCCGCUCCUCCUUCCGCUCCAGAAACCCCUUUUCUAGGUCCUACCACACCAGGACUCCACGCUCCUUCUUCACAUUAUCUUUCAAACGAACUCUCCUUCACUUCCCCUUCUGGAUCACCACGACCCAAUCUUGACCUCGGCGGGGGGAUGGAACGUGCUGCUUCUUUAUCAAAUUUCGUAGUUAUGAGACAUUCUCGUGCUCAGUCACAAUUGGAAAGAAGUGGUUCGUUAGUUGAUUUAUCAACAAGUACAAGUAAUCUGUUCAUGUCCCCAACUAGGAACGAAGAUCAGGGAGUGAGAAUGGUGGAUUUGAAAAGAGUUGAUAGUGGGGAAUUUAUGAGACAAAGUGGGAAAUUGAAACCUGUUUUGUUACAGGCUAUAGAGGAGGUACAAGGGGAAUUGGAAAGUACUCAUGAGGAUGUGGCUAAGGGUGCUAGGGAACAUAUUCAUGGGAGUGAGAUAAUCCUCACUUUGGGACAUUCAAAAACCGUCGAAGCGUUUCUUAAACAUGCGUAUAGAGAUAGAAAAUUUACAGUUGUAGUUGCUGAAUCAGCUCCUUCCUACUUAGGUCAUUCCAUGGCAUCAUCCCUUUCCUCAGCUUCCAUCCCAACUCUUCUCAUACCAGAUUCAUCCAUCCACGCUUUGAUGCCAAGAAUAACAAAACUCGUCUUAUCUUGUCAUACCGUCUUAGCCAAUGGUGGUCUUUUCGCUUUAUCCGGUACUUUAUCAGCUUGUUUAGCCGCUAGAGCAUAUUCUAAACCAGUCAUGAUCGUCACUGGACAAUUCAAAUUCGCACCAGCUUGGAAUAGUUAUCAUGAUUAUUCAGCUGUUGAUUUCCAAGGUCCUGGGAGAUUGUGGGGUGAUAGGGAUGAAUUAGGUGUUGGGGAUAAAUAUUCUCUUACCCUCAAUAAUCUUCAACAAGAUGAAAAGACAACAUUUGUUGAGGUGAGGGAAAGUGGUGGACAAGGGAUCAAGAAAGAAGGUGGUGGUGAUGGUGAAAAAGGAGAAGAAGGAGGAGAAGGAGGAGGUGGAGUUCAGGUAAUGGGAAGUUAUUACGAUUACGUUAAACCUGAAUUGAUAAAUCUUUUCGUCACUAAUGAAGGUGAUCAUUCACCUAGUUAUAUCUAUCGUCUGAUUAAAGAAGCAUAUGAUGAUGAAGAUGUAGAAUUGUGA